AAACAACUGUGGAAAGGGUUGACGUUCUGAGAGCUUUUGGAUUUACAUUUGUGUCCUCUUAUGAAAAAUAGUGAUGGAAACUUGAAAACAAAGAGAAGUGUUUUUGAGCUGCGAAAUAAGGCGGCCUGCCUGAGGACUGAAUCACUAUGCGGUAGCGCUUUGUGCGCUCUUCCCGGUGAUGGGAGGGGAGUUUGGCCGGGUUGGGCAUCGGAUUCUGCGAGCCUACACCAGCCCCGCCAUGCUCCGAGGCAACCUGACCACCGGCUUCGGCCCGACGAGCCGGCCGCCCUCCCGGGGAUGCGAAAAUGGUGCACUUAUGGACGACUUUGGCAUCUUCCUACAGGGGCUGCUGGGGGUGGUGGCCUUCAGCACACUAAUGUUAAAACGCUUCAGGGAGCCUAAGCACGAAAGACGUCCUUGGAGAAUUUGGUUUUUGGACACGUCGAAACAAGCAAUUGGAAUGCUUUUCAUACAUUUUGCCAAUGUUUACUUGUCGGAGCUGACAGAGGUGGAUCCCUGUUCACUGUACCUGAUUAACUUCCUGCUAGAUGCCACGCUGGGGAUGCUGCUCAUCUAUAUAGGUGUGCGCCUGGUCAGCAGUGUAGUCGAGUGGCAGCGAUGGGAAUCACUUCGGUUUGGAGAGUAUGGUGACCCAUUGCAGUGCAGUGCCUGGGUGGGACAGUGUUCUCUUUAUAUCCUGAUUAUGAUGUUUGAGAAAGUGAUGAUCAUCCUUGUUCUCCUCAUUCCUCAGUGGAAGAAGCUGGCACUCCUUAAUCCCAUUGAAAACCCACAGUUGGAGCUCGCCAUUGUCAUGCUCAUUGUCCCCUUCUUUGUCAAUGCCUUGAUGUUCUGGGUGGUAGACAACUUUCUAAUGAAGAAGGGCAAAACAAAAGCUAAACUUGAAGAAAAGGUGGGUGCAGAUGACUCUCGAAAUGGAAGUAAAGUCCGCUACCGCCGGGCACAUUCCCAUGAGGAGUCAGAGUCUGAGAUCCUGAUUUCAGCAGAUGAUGAAAUGGAGGACUCGGAAGGAGAAGAAGAUAGAAGGCGGCUCACAAGUCUGAAGAGUGUGAAGAAGAAAAAACAUCGACUUGGUUUGCCCCAAGGUGGAGUAAAGAAAAAGAAGAGGCCACCUAUGAAAGAGGAGGACAUUAAAGGUGCGAAGGAUAAGCUGGGACUGAAGGGAGAAGUGAAGUCCAAGACCUAUGAAGUCAUGAAAGAAUGUGAGCAAGCAGGAACUGUGGCCCCCUCCGUGUUCAGUGCCGCCAGGAAGGGGAGUGAGACGGUCUUUGAUAAACCCAAGGACAAGCCUGCCAAGAGUGUAUUUGGAAACUAGCUGACCUCCCCCUGGAUGUCCAGAACUGACAUCCAAAGUAAGAAUGGCCAGCACAAUCUCCGGCAUUCUCACCCAUAAACCGCGAGGAUCUCAGGCAAAAUGGAUGGAGGACCUCCAUGCACAACCUGCUUUAGUUGCUUAUUUCUGGCUUUCUGAAGGACUCCCUACAAGGUUGGGUUAGGGAUGGGGAUGGGGGGCUUUGGUUUUAUAGCUACACAUGCUUUUACCUUGCUAUCAUAAUGGAAGCAUUUUUUAUUUAAAGUAGAAAAUCCUAAAUGAAUGGUCUUUGUUUUUUUGCCAAAGCCACAAGUCACUACUGGUAUUCAUGAGGUCUGCUAGUGACACGAGACCCCAGCGUCAGGUGCAUUGAUUUGGGGGGUUGGGGGCUGAGCAGUGUGACGUGGCACCUAGUGUGGCCUGGUGGUGCAGGUCACUGCUUCUGUCCAUCACCUGCUGGAAUGCUACCACUGGGCAGCUUCAUAUAAAGUGGGAAAUACAAAAGGGGACAUCUUUUAUUCUUUGCAUUGUUUAAUAAAUUUCUUUCUUGAUUUUG
This is a messenger RNA of Erpetoichthys calabaricus (reedfish), 1886 nucleotides long. RefSeq names its product store-operated calcium entry regulator STIMATE-like. Gene Ontology annotation, biological process: tissue regeneration; chondrocyte proliferation; activation of store-operated calcium channel activity. Gene Ontology annotation, cellular component: membrane; nucleus; cortical endoplasmic reticulum. NCBI's taxonomy places the organism in Eukaryota, Metazoa, Chordata, Cladistia, Polypteriformes, Polypteridae. Bases 179 to 1333 code for a protein of 384 amino acids. The transcript is spliced from 10 exons. Gene Ontology annotation, molecular function: calcium channel regulator activity. The record is from RefSeq and is a predicted model, not a curated record.